Messenger RNA from Juglans regia (Persian walnut), 1570 nucleotides. RefSeq lists its product as uncharacterized. Lineage: Eukaryota; Viridiplantae; Streptophyta; Magnoliopsida; Fagales; Juglandaceae. The coding region runs from base 54 to 1247 and encodes 397 amino acids. The record is from RefSeq and is a predicted model, not a curated record. The transcript has a single exon.
UCCCAACCCCAAAACAAACACACUGAAAAAGCCAGGGCGAACCCCACUGAUCAAUGGGCUGCGUUUCGUCAAAACACUUCAGAAAAGAUCUCAAGCGAGAGUUCCCCUUCAAUAAUGGCGGCAACUGCGUGAACCACGUGGUCUCUCUCACUUCAAGCACCUACGGGGUUCUCAACUUGGACAAUGAGCAAGCCGUCGAAGAGUGUGUCGCGGAGAGUAGGAGAUUACAAAGAUCUCCUAUUCGCGAUGAGCCGGAGGUCAUCAAUGCUUGGGAACUCAUGGAGGAUCUUGAAGAAGGAAUGCCCAUUUCUAAGCAAGCCAAGGUAAGCCCGAAACCGAGGGCUUUUCUCCGUGGUUUUUCCGGUUUUGAUUCUAGGAGUCCGGCGAAGUUCUCGAAUCAGAAUUGUUCUCCAAAGAAGACGAAGAGAUUUGCUGGAAAAGAGAAUAAGGGGCGGGUUAAUUUGUUCGGACGUUCUGAUUAUAGCCCAAAAGGAAUACCGAAAGCUAAGAAUCAUACCGAGAACUCGUGUAAGGCGGUGCUGAGUUUAAGUUAUCCGGUGAAAGGGUCUCCAAUUGGGGCAAAAAGAGAGAGUCGUGGGAGCGAUUCGGGGCUUUCUCCGCGACGGAAGAGCUUUAGCCCCCUAUUUGAUCCAGAGCUUCUUGCAUCUUAUGAGAAAGAAUUGUCUGAAGAGGAAGUUCAGAUCAAGAGGAUGGUCUCGCCUACAGCGAAAUUCCGUAAAACGAGAAAGUCCAGAGAUUUGGAGUCUAUUCUUCAUUCGUUUGAGGGAAAGUGCCCCCCAGGUGGGGAAAAUGCGAUUGUUGUAUACACUACGACUUUACGAGGAAUCAGGAAGACUUUUGAGGACUGCAACAGUGUCCGGUCGAUCAUCGAAUCCCAUUGUAUCCAAGUGGUCGAGCGCGAUAUAUCCAUGGAUUCGGGGUUCAAGGAGGAACUGAGGGGUCUAAUGGGGUCAAAGGAGGUGAAAGUUCCACUUGUGUUCUUGAAAGGGAGGUUGAUUGGGGGAGUUGAUGAGGUGGUGAAGUUGGAAGAAGAGGGGAAACUGAGCAUUCUGUUUGAAGGGAUUCCGAGGGCUGUAGGCGGAUGCGAAGGAUGCGGCGGUGUGAGGUUUGUGAUGUGCAUGGCGUGCAGUGGAAGUUGUAAGGUUUUGGAUGGGGAGCAAAAGAAGAUGGUGAGGUGCGGUGAGUGCAACGAGAAUGGGUUGAUUCACUGCCCUAUCUGCUGUUAAUUGAAUACAAUCAUAUCCUUCUUCCCCCUCGGAUUACUUUGGAUUGGCUGCUAGCCUUUUGGUAUGUCCUUUCCAUUUUGUUAUGUGGGAAAAUGAGGUUCUUAAAGUGGGUUUUAGGUCCUCUCGUUCUAAAUUUGCUUGCUUUUCAUUACUGGGUAUUUGUUUUUCCAAUUCACUGACCUGGUUCAAUAUAUUCUUCCAAGCAUCAUGAAAUUUAUGGAGGAAUUAUGUUUCCAUUCCUCGUAUAUGUUACUUCCCAAAUGUCCUGUAGGUUGUAGUAACUGAUAUCUGUAUGAAUUUGGGCAGCACUUAUUUUCUGCAUC